Molecule: messenger RNA, 1737 nt
Organism: Cercocebus atys (sooty mangabey)
Lineage: Eukaryota; Metazoa; Chordata; Mammalia; Primates; Cercopithecidae
Gene: OXA1L
Product: mitochondrial inner membrane protein OXA1L
Exons: 10
Biological process (GO): mitochondrial respiratory chain complex IV assembly; protein insertion into mitochondrial inner membrane from matrix
Cellular component (GO): mitochondrial inner membrane
Molecular function (GO): membrane insertase activity
Source: RefSeq, a predicted model, not a curated record
GCUCUCUGCGUGCUCAUGGUAACACGGCUUCUCAGAUUUUUACCCACUUCAAAUAUGGCCGCCAAGCUCCGUUCUCUUUUACCACCUGAUCUACGGCAACAACUCUGGCUUCAUGCCCGCUUCCAAAAGUGCUUCCUCUCGCGGGAUUGUGGUUCUUAGUGCGCAGGCGCAAAAGUAAGUCCUCUUCCGGACAAAAUGGCGAUGGGACUGAUGUGCGGACGCCGGGAGGUUCUGCGCCUGCUACAGUCCGGGCGUCGGGUCCACAGCGUCGCAGGGCCCUCGCAAUGGCUCGGGAAACCGCUGACCGCACGGCUCCUAUUCCCAGCAGCCCGGUGCUGCUGUCGCCCACACUACCUCUUCCUUGCGGCUUCCGGCCCCCGCAGCCUCAGUACCUCUGCCAUCUCGUUUGCAGAAGUCCAGGUUCAGGCCCCUCCUGUUGUUCCUGCAACUCCCUCACCCGCAGCGGUACCUGAGGUGGCUUCUGGAGAGACUGCAGAUGUAGUCCAAGCUGCUGCAGAGCAGAGCUUCGCUGAACUGGGGCUGGGGUCACACACCCCAGUGGGACUGAUCCAGAAUUUACUGGAAUUUAUGCAUGUUGACCUGGGCCUACCUUGGUGGGGGGCCAUUGCUGCAUGUACAGUCUUUGCCCGCUGCCUCAUUUUUCCUCUCAUCGUGAUGGGCCAGCGAGAGGCAGCCAAGAUCCACAAUCACUUGCCAGAGAUCCAGAAGUUUUCCAGUCGAGUCAGAGAGGCCAAGUUGGCGGGAGACGAUACUGAGUUUUACAAGGCUUCCUCGGAGAUGGCAUUUUACCAGAAAAAACAUGGUAUUAAACUCUUUAAACCUCUCAUUCUUCCUCUGACUCAGGCCCCAAUCUUCCUCUCCUUCUUCAUUGCUUUGAGAGAGAUGGCCAACCUUCCUGUGGCCAGCCUGCAGACAGGUGGCCUCUGGUGGUUCCAGGAUCUCACGGUAUCCGAUCCCACCUACGUGUUACCACUGGUAGUCACUGCUACAAUGUGGGCUGUCCUUGAGCUAGGUGCUGAGACAGGUGUGCAAAGUUCUGACCUUCAGUGGAUGAGAAAUGUGAUCAGAGUGAUGCCCCUGAUAGCCUUGCCCGUAACCAUGCAUUUCCCCACGGCAGUGUUUAUGUACUGGCUCUCCUCCAAUUUGUUUUCCCUGGGCCAAGUAUCUUGUCUCCGGAUUCCAGCAGUACGCACUGUACUUAAAAUCCCCCAGCGUGUUGUACAUGACCCUGACAAAUUACCUCCACGGGAAGGCUUCCUAGAGAGCUUCAAAAAAGGCUGGAAAAAUGCUGAAAUGGCGCGUCAGCUGCGAGAGCGUGAACAACGCAUGCAGAAUCACUUGGAGCUAGCAGCCAGGGGUCCCUUACGACAGACCUUUACCCACAACCCUCUCCUACAACCUGGAAAUAAUAACCCUCCCAAUAUCCCUAGCAGCAGCAGCAGCAGCAGCAAACCAAAGUCAAAGUAUCCCUGGCGCGACACGCUUGGCUGACUUACGUUCCAUGCGCAUUCUGGCAGGAACUCUGUCUCAUCAAAGACUCAUCCUCAAAACAAGACUUGACACUGUGUCCUUGCCCCAGUCCUAGGAACUGUGGCACACAGAGAUGUUCAUUUUAAAAACAAUUUCACGAAACACUCUUAUACUCAUGUUUAUAAGAGAGCACUGGGUAGCCAAGUGAUCUUCCCAUUCACAGAGUUAGUAAACCUCUGUACUACA